Messenger RNA from Pipra filicauda (Wire-tailed manakin), 963 nucleotides. It is a transcript of the gene CALHM4, whose product is annotated as calcium homeostasis modulator family member 4. NCBI's taxonomy places the organism in Eukaryota, Metazoa, Chordata, Aves, Passeriformes, Pipridae. Gene Ontology annotation, molecular function: monoatomic cation channel activity. The transcript is spliced from 2 exons. Bases 1 to 963 code for a protein of 320 amino acids. The record is from RefSeq and is a predicted model, not a curated record.
AUGACUUUCCUUCCAAAGUGGUUAACUUUUCUGAAAGGCAAAGAAGUUGUUAUUGCUAAUGCUAUAAUUGCAAUACUGACAAUUGGUGGGCAGCAGCUUUUCUCUUUUUUCACGUUCAGCUGUCCCUGUCACGUUGGACAGAACCUUAUUUAUGGGCUGGCUUUCCUAGGAGUUCCUGCACUGAUCCUUCUGAUUGUUGGCUAUGCCCUGAAUAACCAGACUUGGAGGCUGGUUACAGGCAAAAGAUCUCAUUUUGAGAAGGUGACUAUAUCAAACCGGUUCCUGAAAUGCAAAUUGAUCUGCUUUGUCCUGUGUAGCAUCACUGGGAGAGCACUGGUUGCUCCAGUAACAUGGCUAGCAGUCACCCUGAUAAAUGGCUCAUAUUAUGUCUGUGCUGUGAGUGAGUAUGUCCCCACGUAUUAUUAUGGAGCUAAUCCUAAUGUUACUGCUAGUGAACACAGAAGGAUACUGGCUACAUUUCCAUGCAGUCAGUUAGUUCCACCAGAGAUGACCCGGGCAAGAGAUGAAGUGAUUCUCCUACUCCGAUACCAGUCACAAGUGGCUGGCUGGCUUCUGAUUGCUGUGGUAGUCAUCACUGUCUUCCUGUCUUACUGCCUGGCAAGCUGUUUCUCCCCACUCAGCUUUCUACAUCUCAGAUACUGGAGCAGCUAUGUCCACAAUGAGCAGGAGCUCUUUGAUGAGGCGACGGAGCAGCACUCCAGGCUCUACGCCAUGCAGCAUGUAAGGAAGUUUUUUGGCUUUGUCCCAGGAAGUGAAAAUGUAAAGGAAAUUCGCAUCCCAUCUCUCAGAGAGUGGCAAGCCAUUUCUGGACUGGCCUUUCUAAAACAAGUGGAUGAGGAGCACUAUGAUUAUAGUCUCCUCCAUGACUGGGCACUCAAGGAACGUGCAAAUGGAAAAUACUUGAAGACUGAUGAAGACCCUUUGAUCAAAACACAGCUCUGA